This is a messenger RNA of Penicillium bovifimosum, 3726 nucleotides long. Its product is annotated as translation initiation factor 3 subunit CLU1. The record is from RefSeq and is a predicted model, not a curated record. Gene Ontology annotation, biological process: intracellular distribution of mitochondria. Bases 1 to 3726 code for a protein of 1241 amino acids. Gene Ontology annotation, molecular function: mRNA binding; protein binding. Gene Ontology annotation, cellular component: cytoplasm. The transcript is spliced from 4 exons. NCBI's taxonomy places the organism in Eukaryota, Fungi, Ascomycota, Eurotiomycetes, Eurotiales, Aspergillaceae.
AUGGCAGAGACCAAUGGGGAGUUGGAGCACUCGAAAGAGGUUCCCCAAGCUUCCCAAGAGAUUGCCAAUGGCAAUGCCCCCGAGGGCACGGAGGAGGACAACGCCGGUGGUCUUUUCCAGAUCACCGUGAAGUUGCCUCAUGCGCCGCAUAAGAUUUCCGUCAUGGUGUCCAAUCAAGAGCAGGUCCAGGAUGUCCGCCAAUCGAUCGUCGAGCUACCGGGAACAUUCCAAUAUACCUGCUUCCAUCUCGAAUUCAACGGCAACCGUAUCAACGACUUUGUCGAGCUGUCCGAGGUGCCAGGCCUUCAGGCCGACUCCGAGAUUGUCCUGGUCGAGGAUCCCUACACCGAGAAGGAGGCUCGCAUGCACGUUGUGCGCAUCAGGGAGCUGCUUGGCGCUUCUGGUGACCGUGUUGACAACCUUCACGGUAUCUCUGCUGGCCUGUCCCUGCACGAUGCUAUUUCGGCGGACGCUACCAAGGCCAGCGAGUCGGAGAAGGAACACUCGCUCUCCAAAUAUGACCUGAAUGGAGAAUCCUCGUUGCAGACUAUCCUGCCCACCACACAGGCCCCUCUGCCAAAGACAGUGAGAUCUAUCUCGUUGUCUUCAUGGAACCCUGUUCCGUACAACCUCCGCCAGAAGGGUCACUUGCUCUACCUCGUGGUGGCCACCAAUGAGGGUGAACAGUUCCAAAUCACCGCUCAUGUGUCUGGGUUCUUCGUGAACAAGUGCUCCAGCGCCAGAUUCGACCCGUUCCCUAAACCCACACACCCGAAGAAGGGCAGCGCCCACUCUCUGCUCACCCUGAUCUCCCAGCUCUCCCCCUCGUUCGAUGCCUCCUUCGAGGCACUGCAGGAGUACAACAAUGAGAAGGAUCUUUUGACCACCUUCCCCUUCCAGAAUGCCAUUCCCAACAGCCCAUGGCUCAUCGCCCCCAGUGUUUCGAGCUUGAAUGCCCACCAGCCCGAUAUCACCCGUUCGCAGGAGAACUACCUGAUCUCUGGUGUUGAUAACGCUGAGACUCUGCGUGAUUGGAACGAGGAGUUCCAGACAACCCGUGAGCUGCCCCGCGAGACCGUCCAGGAUCGUGUGUUCCGGGAGCGCUUGACCUCCAAGCUGUUCGCCGAUUACAACGAGGCUGCUGCUCGCGGUGCAGUCCUGGUUGCUCGGGGCGAGGUUGCUCCCUUGAACCCCACUGAGGCGCGGGACGCCCAGAUCUUUGUCUACAACAACAUCUUCUACUCCUUCGGUGCUGAUGGCGUUGGCACUUUCACAUCUGAGGGUGGCGACGAAGCCGCUCGUGUGGCCGUAGGCAAGGACGUCCUUGGAAUCAAGGCUGUUAACCAGCUCGAUAUCGAUGGAUUGUUCACCCCCGGAACCGUUGUAGUUGACUACUUGGGCAAGCGUAUUGUUGGCCAGAGCAUUGUUCCAGGUAUCUUCAAGCAGCGCGAGCCCGGCGAGCACCAAAUUGACUACGGUGGUGUUGAGGGCAAGGAGGUCGUGGCUACCCACCCCGACUUUGUCCCCGUCUUUGAGAAGCUCUCCAAGGCGCUGCGUGUCAAGCAGCACCCUGUCUGGGAUAAGGACAACAAGCGCCACGACCUGGAAGGUAGCGUGGAGACCAAGGGUCUUCUGGGUACCGAUGGCCGAAAAUACGUCCUGGAUCUCUACCGCGUGGCUCCUUUGGAUGCCGAGUGGCAGGAAGAGGAUGGCAGCGAUGUCUACCCCCACCGUAUGUCCGUCCUGAGACUUGAGUUGGUCGAGUCCUACUGGCGCCACAAGAUGAGCCAGUACGUGAAGGCUGAGGUGGAGCGUCGCAAGGCUGCUAGCGCUGAGGCCGCCAAGGACGGCAAGUCCGAGGAAGAGAACGCCGAGCAGGAGCGAGUUGACAUUUCCGGAUUCCAGCUGGCUCUGAACCCCGAUGUCUUCAGCGGCCAGGUUCCCCAAACCGAGGAGGAGAAGGAACAAUGGGCAAAGGAUGAGCAGGAAGUCCGUGAUGCCUGCGAUCACCUGCGUUCCAAGGUUAUCCCCGAUUUGCUCAAGGACCUGCACGAUGGCGACGUCGGCUUCCCCAUGGACGGCCAAUCGCUGACCCAGCUGCUGCACAAGCGUGGUAUCAACAUUCGUUACCUCGGAAAGUUGGCUCAGCAGUCCACCGAGAAGGGUCCUCGCCUGCAGGCCCUGUCUACCCUUUUGGUCCAGGAGAUGGUUACUCGUGCCUUCAAGCACAUUGCCAACCGUUACCUUAGCAACCUCCCCGCACCCUUUGUCGCUCCCUGCCUUGCUCACCUGCUGAACUGUCUUCUCGGUGCCGAUGUCAACGCCACUCCCAAGGCGGAGAUUGACGAAUCUCUGCGUGCAAUCUUCCCGGAGGGUGACUUCUCCUUCGAGAAGGUCACUCCGGAAUCUCUCCGCGCCGAUAUCGAGAAGCAGGUCACAAUUCGCUUCCGCUUCUCCCUCGAGAAGGACUGGGCCAACUCUUUGAAGCACUUGCAGCUUCUGCGUGAUAUCUCGAUCAAGCUGGGUCUCCAGCUCGGAGCCCGCGACUUUGCCUUCACUAAGGCCCAGGUCAAGGAACAGAUCGUUCUUCCUGUCACUAACGGCUCUGCUCACGAAGAGCAGCAGCCUAAGCGGAAGGGCAAGAAGAAGGGCGGUGAUAACAAGUCCCCAGCCCGCGCCGCCCCGGCGCCGGCUAAGGCCGCGGUCACUUUCACCGCGGAUGACAUCCUGAAUGUCGUUCCCUUGGUCCGUGAUGCCUCUCCCCGCAGCGCAUUGGCGGAGGAGGCCCUGGAAGCCGGUCGUAUCUCUCUCAUGCAGAACCAGAAGCAGUUGGGCCAGGAGCUCAUCCUGGAGUCCUUGUCCCUGCACGAGCAGAUCUACGGUAUCUUGCACCCCGAGGUUGCUAAGCUCUACCACCAGCUUUCCAUGCUGUACUACCAGACUGAUGAAAAGGAGGCUGCCGUUGAAUUGGCCCGCAAGGCUGUCAUCGUUACCGAGCGCACCUUGGGUGUCGAUUCCGCUGACACUAUUCUGAGCUACCUUAACCUGAGUCUGUUUGAGCAUGCUUCUGGUAACACCAAGACCGCCUUGGUGUACAUCAAGCACGCCAUGGAUGUCUGGAAGAUCAUCUACGGUCCUAACCACCCCGACUCCAUCACCACCAUGAACAACGCCGCCGUGAUGCUGCAACACCUCAAGCAGUACACCGAUUCCCGCAAGUGGUUCGAGGCCUCUCUUGCCGUUUGCGAGAACCUGUUUGGCAGGGACUCCAUCAACACCGCCACCAUUCUCUUCCAGCUCGCCCAGGCUCUCGCCUUGGACCAGGACUCCAAGGCUGCAGUCGGCAAAAUGCGCGAGGCGUACAACAUCUUCCUUGCUCAGCUCGGAGCUGAGGACCGCAACACCAAGGAGGCCGAGAACUGGCUCGAGCAGCUCACCCAGAACGCUGUCUCUAUCGCCAAGCACGCUAAGGACAUCCAGGCCCGUCGUCUGCGCCGCAACCCCAUCAACCCUCGUGUGUCUUCUAUGGGCACUCGCGUUCAGCCCCAGGUUGGCCAGACCGCGCCCGAAAUCACAGCCCCUGCCGAUCCCUCGGGUCUUGACUCCCGCAGCAUUGAUGAGCUUCUGAAGUUCAUUGAAGGCAGCGACGCCACGUCUUCUCGCUCCAAGCAGAAGAAGCGUGCCGCCAAUCCUAAGCUCCGUGGUUCCAAGCAGUCUAAGGCAUGA